Molecule: messenger RNA, 3463 nt
Organism: Sarcophilus harrisii (Tasmanian devil)
Lineage: Eukaryota; Metazoa; Chordata; Mammalia; Dasyuromorphia; Dasyuridae
Gene: TSPAN9
Product: tetraspanin 9
Exons: 7
Coding region: 584-1582 (332 amino acids)
Cellular component (GO): membrane
Source: RefSeq, a predicted model, not a curated record
CAGGAGAGGGGGGAGGCGAGAAAGCCAGAAAAAAAAAAGUGGUCUCUUUCCGUGGCGGGGCGAGGUGCCCAGAGAAACCGGGGGCUCAGCGCCCCUCUGUCACGCGUGGACCCAUUUACGGGAAAGGAGAGGGGAGAAGUGACUUGCUUUGGAAGACGAAAUAAAAUUGAAAGAGAGAAAAGAAAAAGAAGCUAAGUUAUGCAGAACUGAUUGAUUCCCCGAGACCAGGGGAAGGCAUGAGUCUGUCGGGGCUGCGGGACGCGUGUAGGCUGGAGCCGCAGCCCCCACGGGAGCGGGCCGGCCCGCGGUGAACUGGGCGUCCUGCUGGGAAGGUAGAUCAGCAAGCCAGCGGCAAUGCAGGGACGCCUGCUCUAGAGAAGCCUCCCGGAGAGGGAGUGUAUAGCCUCGAGAAAAGAGGGGGCUCAAGGGGAGCCCCCAGCCUGGAGCCUGCCCCUCUCCUCCUCUCCCGCAGCCCCCCUCCCUCGCCCAAGCCCCCCAGCCCAGCAGAGUUCGGCACCCCUACCGCGUUCUACUAAGGGAGAGAUGCCCUCAGUCCCUGCGGCCCCCCGGGGACAACGCGAGCAUGGAGAAGUCGAGUAGCGAGGAUUCUUCGAUCCAUCGGAGUCCAUCUUUGGACAGCAAGGACUCGGACUUUGCCAAGCCCUCUUCCUCGGGCCGCCCCUUGGGCCGCGGCUUCACUGCGGGCGCCUUCUAUGGUACCACGGGUUCCCGAACCCGGGGCCAGAGCCACGCGGAAGCCGGAGUGAAGACGGACAAGUAUAAUGCCCCGAAGGGCAGCAAGUAUGUGGUGUUUUACCUGGACCUUUCCUUUGUCUUCCUUCUAGAAUUUAAGAAGUGCAACAUGGCCAGAGGCUGCCUCUGCUGUUUGAAAUACAUGAUGUUCCUGUUCAAUUUGAUAUUUUGGUUGUGUGGCUGUGGACUGUUAGGGGUGGGCAUCUGGCUCUCUGUCUCCCAGGGAAACUUUGCCACCUUUUCCCCCAGUUUCCCCUCACUGUCAGCAGCCAACUUGGUUAUUGCUAUUGGCACUAUCGUCAUGGUGACCGGCUUUCUGGGCUGCCUAGGAGCCAUCAAGGAAAACAAGUGUCUCCUUCUCAGUUUUUUCAUAGUCCUGUUGGUCAUCCUCCUGGCAGAGCUGAUCUUACUCAUCCUGUUUUUUGUCUACAUGGACAAGGUGAAUGAUAAUGCUAAGAAGGAUCUGAAAGAAGGGCUGCUCCUGUAUAACACGGAGAAUAAUGUGGGACUGAAGAAUGCCUGGAACAUCAUUCAAGCUGAGAUGCGAUGUUGUGGGGUUACUGACUUCACAGACUGGUUUCCUGUGCUGGGAGAGAAUACAGUUCCUGACCGUUGUUGCAUGGAGAAUUCCCAGGAUUGUGGGCGAAACUCUACCACCCUUGUUUGGAAAACAGGCUGUUAUGAGAAGGUAAAGACAUGGUUUGAUGACAACAAACACGUUUUGGGCACAGUGGGGAUGUGCAUUCUCAUCAUGCAGAUUUUAGGCAUGGCCUUCUCCAUGACACUUUUCCAACAUAUCCAUCGGACUGGUAAAAAAUAUGAUGCCUAAGCCAACUGGCUGGGAGUGCCUCUACACCAGGGAAGACUCAUGCUUUCGUAGCCUCCUGAAUGCCAGACUGCCGUCCCUUCCUAUGUGUAACUCAACCCUGUACUGUCCAACAGAUCGACGUCCCCACCCUUCCUGAUUCAUCCACAGACUUCUUUGUCGGGUGGGCAGGGUGGGAGGGAGAAGGGGAAGGAAACCUCAGGAGGUGGGAAGUUGUGUGUGUGUGGUGGGGGUGGGGGGUGGGACUUUUCUGCAUCCACAUCUGUUUCUUUGCCAAAGAAGAUGGAGGGAUGGGGAGAGGACGAGGUAGAGUGAUGGGAGAUGCUAAAAGAGCAAACUCCAAUAUGACACUAAUCCCUCCUUAGCUCUCUUUUACCUCCUGCCCUUCUUCUACGCACUGACACUUUGCCUGACCCAGAGGGGAAAGGGGAUGGAGAGGAGGAGGCAAACUCCAGUCCUUGCUGGGGGUUUCUCCCUUUUCACCUCCCUACCCCCUUUCAAGGGACACAGCCUCUUCUGUAUCUGCUUUUAGCCACACCUUGCCCCCACCUCUGGUCCAGAGACCUGGAAGACUUAAUGGGAGGGAGGGAAAGGAGGGAGGGUCAGGGAGGCCCAACCAUUUUAAGUAAGGGGCCCCAGGCAAUGUUCUUUUUGAGGCAUUUUGUACCCUAUGAUGUAUCUUUUUUAUCAUUUUAUUUUAUCCUGAUUUUGAUCAUUUGGGAUCAGUAUUCCCCAAAUACCUUUAGGCUUAGCUUUUCUGAUCUAUAACUUUUUACUAUAUUGGUUUCUUUGAUGUCUUGGUUUUUUGGUGGGGGGUAGUGAUGGGUGGGAAGGGCAUCCAUUUGGUUUUAAUCUGGAAGAAACACUGUGCAACACUUGGGAGGACCUUGGUAAAGAUGUACUAGACAUUUUUUUUUUUUUUUCAGUAUAGAGAGGCUGAGAUUAGCUGGCUGUGCUGAGAAAGCUAGGACUUGGCUCAGUUCCUUCACCUUUGUGAGGGGCUAGACAGGAGGGUCCAUGACCCUCUCAGGGAUUUUCCUUUGGGACUUAGAGUCUUUGGCUCUCAGUAUUUUGGUUUUUGUGAAGUGAAGCAAGUUCAGGGUCAACCAAGAGGCAAAAAGGAUCUAGUACCAGUGCCAAUGGAAGACAGAAACAAUAAGGGAUAUGAGUUGGGGGGGACUGGGGAUGGGUGGGGUGGGUAGUAGGGAAGUUAUAAGGGAGCUUGCAGUAUUUCUUGCUAAUCUCUUUACCAGGAACCUUGGCCUGAGCUAGAAUUUAUCUGCUGCUGUUUUUGUUAUUGUUUUUGUCUUUGUCUUUUUUUUUUUUUUAUCCUUCCCUCCCAACCAUCUUUGGCAUGGGAGACUCUCCCUUCACUCCUUUUGGUCAUUCCCACAUCAAAUUCCCAAACUCCCCUUUUUACCCCCAAACAUUCCUGUUAGAACUCUUGAUCAUAUACCUCGGUAGUUCAGAUGCUGCAUUUCUCACAUAUUGCUGCUUUUCACAAAGGAAAGGACAGAUGGAGGUGUUAGAAGGGAUCUCAGAGGUUGUCUAGGACAAUUCCCUUACUUGACAAGUGAACACGAGGCCCAGACGGAAUCAGAAUUUGCUCCCCCAGAUAACAGGGCCCUUAAUAUACCUUUGGAUCCCCAGACAGAUGACUGGGUGAGUUAAUCCCUGCAGGCUGUAGGGUCAUUCUGUUGGAAGAUCCAGGGCUUGACAUUAUCAGAAAUCUGGUCUCCCUCCUUGGGUAGGUAGAGUGGAGUGAUAAUCUUCCAACAUAAUCCUAAAACACACCCUCUUCUCCAUUCCCUAUCUCUUACCAAGGAGGAAUUAAUACAAAAUAAAACAUUAAAGCAAUCAAUGUACAUCCUUAAAAAAAAACAA